AUGACAGAAGGAAAUGGAAGGUGGUUGGGCUCGGCGAGUUCGACUGGACAACAUGAUAGAAAUGUCGAGGCCGUAACUUGCCCAGUUUGCGGAAAUGAGUUGAAGAGUUUGAGAAAGCUCAACGUCCACUUGGACAAUGUACACGGUUUUAACGAUGAAAGUGCGUCCGAUGUCGAUAGCUCAAGAGAGUCAAGUGUCAUUGGUUUGAACACAUUGGUUCAAGAAAGGACUCAUGAAAGACAGAGUAAGGGGAAAUUAAAGAUGAAUACAUCUCACUGGAAGAAACCAGUAGAAGGCAAAUCGGUAUGUUUUGAGUGCGGUUGUAAGUUAAACGCCAGAAACGGUAUGAUCAAUUGCCGCAAAUGCGGCGAACUUUUCUGUUUAAGGCAUUGUAGAAAUGCCAUCAAGUUGAAUGAAAACGGUGAAUACGAUCCGGCGAGCAAUGUAUGGUGUAAAUGUUGUCACAAGUGUUAUAUCAAUAGGAAAGGUUACAAUGACUACGGACUGACUAGAAAUAUAACACAAGCUUUCGCUAAGAUAAGAAAGUUGAAGAACGAGGAUGGAGAACUUAUCACUUUGCAGCUAGAAAACAGGCUAUUGAGACUAAUAAAUGGGAUAAUUCAAUUACAUGUACGACAUCAGUCAUCGGUCUUUGCAACGUUCAGGAUCAGAGCAGGAAUUAUAGCUUUGGAACGAUCAAUCGUAGAGUGGAAGGAUGAUCAAAUGGCAACCCAAUGCGGCAUAUGCUCUCAGCCGUUUGGACUCUUGAUGCGGAAACAUCAUUGUAGAUUAUGCGGUCAGAUCGUGUGCGAUAGACAAGAAACUCGAUGUUCCAGCGAUAUUCCAGUCCUGAACCUGAUGAGUGCGGCCCCAGACCUUUCCUUCGAGAAUGUCGGGAACUUAAAAGCAAUAUCAGACCUUUCUACAGGAGUUAGAAUUUGUUCCUCCUGUCUGAGGUAUGUCUUUGCAAAGCGUAAGCUCCAAUUUAGUAAGGCAUUGAAACUACCGGAAAUUUUACAACAGUACGAAAAUCUCCACAACCUCGAAACGCUUGUAGUAAAUUUACUCCCCAGAUUCCAGAAAGCAUUAGAUUCGAUACAUAAUGCACCCGCUUCAGAUGAGACUGCGAUUCAAAACCUAGCACAAUUAAGAAGAAAGCUAUUACAAAAUUUAACGCUUUAUGACAAAUUAUCAAAAAGCAUUGUUCAGUUGGAUACAAAAUCAACAGCAGAGAAGAAAAUACAACAGUCAAUUGCCCUACAUGCAUCAGCGUUCAUCGAGGAGAAAAUGCUACCCUUGAAAAAAAUACCAGAAAUCUUGAACCCUGUGUCACAGAAAGUAGAAGUCACAACAUCAUCGGAUCUUUUGUUCAAUAAUUUAACAAUUGCGGAAGUAAAGAAGUACAGAGAAGAACUUAUGGUUUUGAAUGAACAACGAUACUUAGUCGAAAAUAUGCUUAAUUCAGCUGCCAAGGAAAGGCGCUUCGAGGAAGCGAUAUCCUUGAAAACUAAUCUUUCAGAAAUUGAUCAGAACAUAGUGCAUUUAGAAAGUAAGCUAGGUGAUGAAGGCUUUUAA
Molecule: messenger RNA, 1575 nt
Organism: Kluyveromyces lactis
Lineage: Eukaryota; Fungi; Ascomycota; Saccharomycetes; Saccharomycetales; Saccharomycetaceae
Gene: PEP7
Product: phosphatidylinositol-3-phosphate binding protein
Exons: 1
Coding region: 1-1575 (524 amino acids)
Biological process (GO): DNA repair
Molecular function (GO): metal ion binding; DNA binding
Source: RefSeq, a predicted model, not a curated record